AUGGACCACCACAAAUUUCAAUACGUGAUAUGGGAGAAAGGCGUCGGCUCGUCAUUAACGCCCUCUGCAACCUCCCGCGAACAAUCCUAUCUCGACUCCAACCGCACCGAAGUUCUUCGACUCCUCCUCAUUCUCCUAUCGAAACAGAUUUAUCUUUCCCCUUCAGCUAUUGCGCACACUCCUGCACUCUAUACGAAAUAUUUGGUGCAAAAGGUGCCGAGAAAGACGGUACUCACUCUUCUCUGCUCUCUCCUGAACACUGUUGUCAAUUCCUCUACGACACGACCUCAAGGAACCGCCACCAGCGCCUUUAGUGCUGGAAUAGCGGGUGUAGGAAAGGGACUCACAAAGGGACUCAACCAACUCCCGUAUACGCAAGCAUUAAUCGGAGAAGAUACAAAGGAAGCAUUAGUUUCCAUCGCAAGCCAGGUUCUCAUUGUGACGUUGGACUAUCAAAGCAAUGGAACUCUGACUAACUCGGUGGGUGCUUCCACAGGAGAGGCACGUAGUCCGCCUGAGGACCCUGCGUCGACUCAGCCAUCCGCAAAACGCAACCAUUUCCGCUACUUCUUAUCCAAAAUCCAUAAACCGGCUGAUUUCAACUAUUUAUUAGAAGGCAUCGUUGCUAUUCUUAGUGAGGAGAUUGGGCGGGCAGCAAGCAUUAUUGGGAUGGGUUUGGGUGCUUUACAGACCGUUGGGGUCGCCAAUUCGCCAGCGCCGUCUGCGAGAUUGGCGGAAGAGGUCGUGAUCCUAUUAUGGCAACUCUUGGAGAUAAACAAUAAAUUCCAAAAAUAUGUGAUCAACGGCGACCGGGCUGUUGACGUGAUGGCGGCACUCUUGUGUUUGCUAAUGGAAUUCAAGGAUAACUCAAAGUCCCAUGGGAUUUGCCGUGCCUUGAGCUACAUGGUCCAAUCUCUUACCGCCGAUCCCAGUUUCGGCCCGCAACUCUCGUCGGUCACGAUCAAGAUUCCGGUACCGGCUAAAUGGAAUAUUAUUGGCACGGCCACUGAUUUCUUCGUCUCGUCCAUUUAUUCCAUCAUCUCGCCCGCGGGAGUGCCGAAAGGUCAACCGCCUGGUCAAUUUUCAUCAGCAUAUCCUGCAUUGGUGAUAUCGAUCGCAAACUGCGCACCUUGCUUCAAAAACCUGAGCACCAACGCGAGUAACAAGCUCGUCCAGCUUAUUACAGCAUUUUCAGAUCCACGAAUGCUCCUUGCAGAGGAAGGAAACCCUCGCCUGGUUUAUUUCAUGCUCGAUGCGCUCAACUCAGUCCUCUAUCGGAACCCAUCACACAAUCCUCAUUUACUCUACUCAAUCGUGCGCGCUCAUAUGGUUUUCCAAGAUCUCGGGACCUUCACACUGAAGCGUGGUCUGCGUGAUGCAAAAAUGCGUCAAGAGGACGAGGAAAACACUACGCAUUCGCGCACAUCUUCCGUCUCAAGAGGGAAAAGGAUAGAGACAGGGAGUGAAUCAACGGGCGCACAUGAGGAAAAGGCUCGACUCCUCGCUGCGGAAGGUCGACGUCAGAGUGAUGUAGAAGACACUACCAACUCUCUCGAACAGUUGCGAAUUUCUUCGCCACCCCCCACGGGACCGAGUACCUGGGCAGAACAACGAAGUCCUGUUACGCCAAAUUCACCAGGGCUAUCUGAGAAGGCUCGUGGAAAGAUGAGGGAGCGGCAAGAGAGCCUCGAUAUGGACGAGUCGACUGUACAUGCAGCAGCAGUCGCAAUUGGCAAGAAUGGAUUUGUGCCGACUCAAGAAUGGGUUACCUCAUGGGUCAGAGGGUUACCACUGGAUCCCAUCAUGUUAACCGUCUCGGAGCUACUUCCAAAGAUACAAGAGAUCCAAACAUCGAUGAACAGACCGUCAACCAGUCCGGCUGUUCUCGACUUUCUACGUGUGGUCAAUCUUUCGCCUAUUCUCCCCGAGCGUCCUCCAACGUCGUCUAGACCAUUCUUGUGGACUGAUUCAUCCCUUGUUUGGACUACUUCGCUGAUAUGGGGGGAUAUCUUUGUGAAGAACAUGUCACCUCUAGGAGUCUGGAACGGGACCAAUGUCCGCUUGUUCUACAUCAAGCAGGCGCAACCAGUAAACCGCCAGCUUACAGACGCGGUUUCCAAUGUGAUGACUGGGCUGUUAGGCAGGUCAGAGAGCCCGGCGCGGACUACAUAG
This is a messenger RNA of Serendipita indica DSM 11827, 2172 nucleotides long. Lineage: Eukaryota; Fungi; Basidiomycota; Agaricomycetes; Sebacinales; Serendipitaceae. The record is from the annotation of a GenBank genome assembly.